CCCGUAAAACCCUACCUCCCUGCCCCUCUCUCCUCAAAACCCUACCUCCACUUCUCCCCCCGCGCGCCUCCAAAACCCUAGCUGAAAACCAGAGGGGAGAGGGAGGAGAAACCCUAGAAUUCCAACCUUCUCCUCGUCGAAGCCUGGCUCCGUCGGGCGAUGGCACUCUACCUCCUCUUUGAAUCGGCCUCCGGCUACUCCCUCUUCCACGCGUACGGCCUCGACGAGAUCGGCCAGAACACCGAGGCCGUCCGGAACUCGGUCCUCGACCUCACGCGUUUUGGCAAGGUGGUCAAGCUCGUCGCCUUCCACCCUUUCUCCUCCGCCCUCGAUGCCCUCAACCAAUGCAACGCCAUCUCCGAAGGGCUUAUGACCGAUGAGUUGAGGAACUUCUUGGAAAUCAACCUCCCGAAACCAAAAGAGGGGAAGAAGGUUAAGUUCAGCCUCGGCGUUGCAGAGCCUAAAGUUGGGUCUCAGAUCUUCGAAGUGACCAAGAUUCCUUGCCAGAGCAAUGAGUUUGUUCUCGAGCUCCUUCGUGGUGUCAGGUUGCACUUUGAUAGGUUCAUUAAAGACUUAAAGCCAUCAGACUUGGAGAAGGCUCAGCUGGGUUUGGGGCAUAGCUACAGCCGAGCUAAGGUCAAGUUCAAUGUUAAUCGGGUGGAUAACAUGGUUAUUCAAGCCAUCUUUCUCCUUGAUACCCUUGACAAGGAUAUUAACACCUUCUCCAUGAGAGUCAGAGAAUGGUACUCUUGGCAUUUUCCAGAGCUGGUAAAGAUCAUCGGUGAUAACUAUUUAUAUGCCAAAAUUGCAAAGUUUGUGGAGAACAAAUCAGAAUUGUGUGAGAUUCAUAUUCCUGCUUUAGCAGACAUAGUAGGUGACGAGGACAAAGCAAAAGAAAUUGUAGAAGCAGCUAAAGCAUCCAUGGGACAGGAUCUGUCUCCAAUUGAUUUGAUUAAUGUUCAGCAGUUUGCACAGAGAGUAAUGGAUCUCUCUGAGUAUAGGAAGAAGCUCUAUGAGUAUCUUGUCACAAAAAUGAAUGAUAUAGCACCAAAUCUCACAUCUCUGAUAGGUGAAGUUGUUGGUGCCCGUUUGAUUUCUCAUGCUGGGAGUCUUUCAAAUCUUGCAAAAUGCCCUUCGUCUACUCUUCAGAUACUUGGUGCUGAGAAGGCACUUUUCAGAGCAUUGAAAACUCGAGGAAAUACUCCGAAGUAUGGUCUCAUCUUCCACUCUUCAUUUAUUGGCCGGGCAUCUACUCGAAACAAAGGCCGUUUAGCUCGUUACCUUGCGAAUAAGUGUUCCAUUGCAUCCCGUAUCGAUUGUUUCUCUGAGAUGAAUACAUCUAUUUUUGGGGAAAAGCUGCGAGAACAGGUUGAAGAGAGAUUGGACUUCUAUGACAAGGGUAUUGCGCCUCGCAAGAAUGUUGAUGUGAUGAAAGGUGCUAUUGAGAGCAUUGGCUCACAAGAUGCUGAUGAUGGACAGAAGGAUGAAGCUUUUGCGAAGAAAAGCAAGAAAAAGAAAUCUAAAGGUGAUGCUGUGAAUGGCGAGCCCAUGGAUGAGGAUAAGCCAACUGAACUUGUUACUGAUGGAGAUGCUUCUGCUGAGCCUGAAACUGAAAAGAAAACGAAGAAAAAGAAACACAAGCUGGCACAAGAGCAACAGGAAGAUGGAAUGGCUACCGAAGCAGUGAAAGGGGCGAAUGGUCAUGAUACAGAAGAAAAUGGGACUGCCAAGAAGAAGAAGAAGAAGAAGGAUCAAGAAGAAUUAGAUGGCGAUGUCCAAAUGGAAACUGAAAAGAAGAAGAAAAAGAAGAAAAGGGCAAGAACUCAAGAUGAUGAGUAAUUAUGAUAUGAAACUAGUGUUGGUUUGUGUUUAUUCAUUAGCUAGUGAGUCCUGCCGAAGCUCAUAUUUUUGUCAAGUCAUAGUUUUUGCCCCUAUAAAUUAUUUUGAGCUCUUGAACUUGGUGAGCCUGCAGUAGAACACUCAUUCAAAUGUUAAUUUAUUUUGUAAUUUUUGGUCUACUUGUAGCUUAUAGUUCUCAACCCGAAAUUGUGCAUUUUCAA
Phoenix dactylifera (date palm) is the source of this 2060-nucleotide messenger RNA. RefSeq names its product nucleolar protein 56-like. The record is from RefSeq and is a predicted model, not a curated record. NCBI's taxonomy places the organism in Eukaryota, Viridiplantae, Streptophyta, Magnoliopsida, Arecales, Arecaceae. Gene Ontology annotation, cellular component: small-subunit processome; box C/D methylation guide snoRNP complex. Gene Ontology annotation, molecular function: snoRNA binding.